AUGUAUUUCAUUUGAAUAUAUUACACUUUAUAAUAAUGAAAUUAUAUGUGGUAUUAAAAUUAAUUACGGGCAUUUUAAUUAAUAAUAUUAUUGCCAAAAUAAAAUAAAAAGUGAAAGAGCAUAGGAAUUGAUAUUACUAAGGACAGAUGAUGACAAUUUAUACAACAACGCUAUUAAUAAGAACGAUUAGUCAUGAUCCAAUUAUUAUUGAGAGGUGCUGAUUGGUUGUCCCCGAUGUGGCAAUCACAACGAAAACUACAAAAGAUACCACCUAACCAUCGGCCCAAUUUUUGUCGACGAUUGCAAGUGCCACCAUCAUUUAUAAACCUGUUAACAUAAAACACAAAUAUAUAAAAAAAUUUUAUUACGCCAAUCAAAACUCAAUCAAUCACAUUAAAUCGAAAAACAAAAGCCUCAGAGUAACGGAAUAUAAUCAAAUUCUCUAGAAUCGAAAAAUUAUAGAUAGAGUAAGAGGUAAUUUGAAUGAUUUUUUAUAUCAAUUAUAACAUGUUUCUCUAUCGUAAAAUUAUUAAAUUUUUUGAAUUAAAAAGGAUAACAUUUGUGCGGACAUCAACAAUUUUUAUAAAAAAUGGCAGGUUACAUGCCACCAAUUCAUAUGCCAUUGGAACCAAAAUGGCGACAUUAUCCAACAUACAUCUAUUCAAGAAAUUAUGGAUAUGGAAUAAAUUACUAUCAGCCAAUGAUUGAUUACAUGGAUAACAAACGACUUUCUUCAAGAUCACCUUUACCAGAACUUGAAAGAAAAAUAGAAUUACCUGAAUUACCCUGGUCUGACGGUAGAAUCUUAUGGCAGGACAAAAAAGUGCAACCUUACACAAGAGACGAUCUUAUUAAAUAUGCAAUCGACGCUGAGGACGAAGCCAGAGAUCAUCUGUCUCGUUUUAAGGUACGGUAGCGUCAAGAAAAUGAUAAGUUUUCGCAAAGGGAAAUUUCUGAGAAAUACGGGGCGAUCCAUUUUCCGAGUGCCGCGUAACUUGGCGACUGCUCGACCUUUCCGGAUUCUAAAUUUGGUGCCACAGUAAAAGUUGCUUUCAUGUGGCAACGAUCAAAGACGUGUGCACGGAUGCUGUGCGUAAUUCAUUGCAUUAUUGAUGUCGUUGCAUUUUCUUGUUUCGUAACUUAUUUUUCCUUGUUUUCUGGCAAAAAUAUUAUACAAUGCGUCAUCAAAGUUCUUUAGUUAAUUUUGUGUUCGUAACAAAAAAAAAAUGGUUAUACUAUCAAAUUUUACUUCUUUGAUAUUCAUUUAUUUCUUCCUAUAGAUCACAGUUUAUUUCGGAAACAAUAUAAAAUUAACUCGUUAGAAAUAAAUUUUAAAGAAGGAAACAAUUUUGUUGAAAUACAAAUCUAAAAAUAAUUACAUUGAACCAUUAAAAAAUUUGGAUAUUUAAACUAUUUAUUAGAAUAUCAAAACUUUUGCAGUAGUAUCAUCACGCUUAAAUGUCUUACAUAAUAAUUUUGAUAAUCCAACAUAAAAUUAUUCUGAUUUAUAUUUAGUUAAAUUUUUAAAUACUACAGAUACAAAAU
Molecule: messenger RNA, 1545 nt
Organism: Solenopsis invicta (red fire ant)
Lineage: Eukaryota; Metazoa; Arthropoda; Insecta; Hymenoptera; Formicidae
Product: paramyosin, short form-like
Exons: 1
Coding region: 590-916 (108 amino acids)
Source: RefSeq, a predicted model, not a curated record